Lepus europaeus (European hare) is the source of this 2535-nucleotide messenger RNA. It is a transcript of the gene OCA2, whose product is annotated as OCA2 melanosomal transmembrane protein. Lineage: Eukaryota; Metazoa; Chordata; Mammalia; Lagomorpha; Leporidae. Gene Ontology annotation, biological process: transmembrane transport; melanocyte differentiation; melanin biosynthetic process. The record is from RefSeq and is a predicted model, not a curated record. The transcript is spliced from 23 exons. Gene Ontology annotation, cellular component: melanosome membrane. The coding region runs from base 1 to 2535 and encodes 844 amino acids.
AUGCAUCUAGAGAACAAGCUGGCCUCCAGCAUGCUCGAGGUGGAGCUGCAUCAGAAAUCUGCUCCAGCUUAUGCAGGCCCUACAGGGCUGGCACCCACAGGACUCACCCACAGCAACCACAAACCUCUGCAGGGGGUCAACAGGCUGGACCCUUCCAGCUCCUACCCCAGUCGGGCUGCUGGGCAGGACGGUUGGUCUCCCACACACCGGGAUUUUGGCUCAUUCCUAAUGGAGGAGAGGUCUCACACUCCUUUGUCCCAGCUCUUCAGCUCCAGAUCCAAAGACCCCUGCUCUACAGAAAACACUCCUUUGCUGCGGAAUUCCUCAUCAGAGAAAGGCACAAAGCUCUUGCUUUGCAGGCCCCUUUACCAUCCAGAGUUCAUCACCGCUGCAGAAUCCUGGGAAAGCAGCUCGGCUGAGUGGGAGCGACGCUGCCUGCUGAGCAGAGAGGUGGAGGGCUUGUCUGCCUCUGCGUCCUCGGAGAAGGGGGAGCUCCCGGACAACGCUCUGGUUGGGUUCCGCCUCUCAAGACUGAGGUGCUGCAUGCGGUGGUUGAAAAUCACAGGCUUGUUCGUCUUCGUGGUGUUGUGCUCUAUUUUAUUCAGCCUGUAUCCAGAUCAAGGGAAGUUCUGGCAGUUGUUGGCUGUGUCACCACUGGAAAGCUACUCUCUGAACCUCAGCAGCCGUACUGAUUCCACGUUACUCCAGGUGGACCUGGCAGGGUCCCUGACAGAUGGCGGUCCAAGUCGUCCCGGGAGAGAAGAGCAUGUCGUGGUAGAGGUGACCCAGACGGAUGCUUCAGGUUCCAGGAGGCGGCGGCCACAGCAGGUCAUUCACAAUUGGACAGUAUUUUUAAAUCCAGGAAGUGAACACUCCGUGGUGAGCAAGACCUUUGAGAUUUUGAGCAGGGAGACUGUUUCCAUCCACAUUCGGGCCACCCUGCAGCAGACCCAGGUGGUCCCUCUUUUGCUGGCUCAUCAAUACCUCCGUGCAAGCGUGGAAGCACAAGUGACCAUCGCUGCAGCCAUCCUCGCGGGGGUCUAUGGCCUGAUUAUAUUUGAGAUUGUUCACAGAACCUUGGCAGCCAUGUUGGGUUCCCUUGCAGCAUUGGCAGCACUGGCUGUGAUUGGUGAUAGACCCAGUCUGACCCACGUGGUGGAGUGGAUCGAUUUUGAGACCCUGGCUCUGCUGUUUGGCAUGAUGAUCCUUGUAGCCAUAUUUUCAGAAACUGGAUUUUUUGAUUAUUGUGCUGUAAAGGCCUACCGUCUGUCCCGGGGAAGAGUGUGGACCAUGAUCAUCAUGCUGUGUCUCAUUGCUGCCGUCCUUUCAGCCUUUUUAGAUAAUGUCACCACGAUGCUCCUCUUCACUCCUGUGACCAUAAGAUUAUGUGAGGUGCUCAACCUUGAUCCGAGACAAGUCCUGAUUGCGGAAGUGAUCUUCACAAACAUUGGAGGAGCUGCCACCGCCAUUGGGGACCCGCCCAAUGUCAUUAUUGUUUCCAACCAGGAGUUGAGGAAGAUGGGCCUGGACUUUGCAGGAUUCACCGCACACAUGUUCAUUGGGAUUUGCCUCAUCCUCCUGGUUUCUAUUCCACUCCUGAGACUCCUUUACUGGAACAAAAAGCUUUAUAACAAGGAACCUAGUGAGAUUGUUGAACUGAAGCACGAGAUUCAUGUCUGGCGCCUGACUGCACAGCGCAUCAGCCCAGCCAGCCGGGAGGAGACAGCGGUGCGUGGCCUGUUGAUGCGGAAGGUGCUGGCACUGGAGCGCUUGCUGGCACGGAGGCUGCACACCUUCAACAGGCAAAUCUCACAGGAAGACAAAAAUUGGGAGACCAAUAUCCAGGAACUGCAAAAAAAGCAUAGGAUAUCAGACCGAAUUCUGCUCGUCAAAUGCCUGACAGUGCUAGGAUUUGUUAUCUUCACGUUCUUCCUCAAUUCAUUUGUCCCUGGCGUUCAUCUUGAUCUAGGAUGGAUUGCUAUUCUGGGUGCCCUCUGGUUGUUAAUUUUAGCUGAUAUCCAUGAUUUUGAGAUAAUCCUACACAGAGUGGAAUGGGCAACCCUUCUAUUCUUUGCAUCACUCUUUGUUUUGAUGGAGGCACUGGCGCAUCUCCAUUUAAUAGAAUAUGUCGGAGAGCAGACUGCUUUGCUAAUAAAGAUGGUCCCAGAGGAUAAGCGCCUAGCUGCCGCCAUCAUCCUGGUUAUAUGGGUAUCAGCCUUGGCAUCAUCCUUGAUUGACAAUAUCCCAUUCACUGCUACAAUGAUUCCUGUGCUUCUGAACCUGAGCCGAGACCCUGAGGUCAGCCUGCCUGCACCACCACUCAUGUAUGCCCUGGCCCUUGGUGCCUGCCUGGGAGGUAAUGGGACACUGAUCGGAGCUUCAGCAAACGUUGUUUGUGCAGGGAUUGCCGAACAGCAUGGAUAUGGAUUCUCUUUCAUGGAAUUUUUCAGGUUGGGUUUCCCUAUGAUGAUUGUGUCCUGCACUGUCGCGAUGUGCUAUCUCCUCGUUGCGCAUGUUGUGGUGGGAUGGAAUUAA